Messenger RNA from Aspergillus clavatus NRRL 1, 1224 nucleotides. Its product is annotated as T6SS phospholipase effector Tle1-like catalytic domain-containing protein. Lineage: Eukaryota; Fungi; Ascomycota; Eurotiomycetes; Eurotiales; Aspergillaceae. The coding region runs from base 1 to 1224 and encodes 407 amino acids. The transcript is spliced from 3 exons. The record is from RefSeq and is a predicted model, not a curated record.
AUGUCGAAAAUCAAGCGGUCUCCACCCAAGCGACUCAUAGUCUGUUGCGAUGGCACAUGGCAAGACUCGCUCGCUGACGCGGCACAACCGCCCUCGAAUGUCACUCGCUUCAGUCGAGUAUUGAGCCGUAUGGCCAUCGUUCAAGGCGAGAACGGCGAACAACAAGAGAUUCCACAGAUCGUCUACUACCAAAAGGGAGCCGGCACAAAUCUGGGUGAUAGAUAUUGGGGUGGGGUGGCCGGACUCGGCGUCAGCGCCAACGUACGAUCGGCCUAUGGCUUCCUCGCGGACAACUAUGCCGAGGGCGACAAGAUCUAUUUCUUUGGCUUCUCGCGCGGCGCGUACACGGCCCGCGCCAUCGCCGGGCUGGUCUGCCAAUGGGGUCUUCUGACGCCGCGAGGAAUGGACAACUUUCCCACCGUGUAUGACGAUUUCUACAAUAAUCAGAUCGAAGGCUACACGCCGGCGCAGCGUACGAGGAUGGGGUUCCGAGAUCGGCUGCCACGGUUUACCGUCGAGAUUAUCGGCGUCUGGGACACGGUAGGCUUCCAGAAAGCGUGGCUGGGCCGAGACUCUGGGGAGAAGCUGGAGCUACGCAACACGGUGAUGCAUGAGGAUGUAAGAUAUGGAUUCCAUGCGCUGUCGCUGGACGAGGAGCGAACGGCCUUCCAGCCGGCGCUCUGGCAUGUCCCCAAGGAGAAUGAAGGGCAGGAGUUUCCACAGGUGUGGUUUUCUGGGGUGCAUACGGACAUUGGAGGCGGAGGCGGAGGCGACGAACCCCGUCUGUCGAAUAUUACCCUUGCAUGGAUGAUUGCGCAAUGCAUGAAAAACGACCAGCUUAGCUUUGACAUUGACGAGUAUCUGUUUGAUAUACCUCCACGGGCGCGCGAGAGCGACAGCGCGCCCUGGGCAACAAGCCUGGGUGGGGUCGAUCACGCCAGCUUCACUCGGACUCUGCAGCGAUGGCUAGGAGGAAGGUCAAACAGAACUCCAUUGCGAUACAAUCCACCUGGCCAAGAAUCAGACAUUACAAACGAAUGGAUCCAUGAAUCUGUCAAGGAUCGGAACUUGUCCAAGUGGCCUUGUGCUGCUCUGAAGGGGCGAGGCGGCGACGCCAGCUGGACUCUGGCAGAUGGAAAGGAGAUCCAGGAAUUCGCAGCGCUGGAGAAAGAGAAAUACAUGAAAGGCCGAAUUCGAACCGUUCAUGUGAACGAAGAGGACUGA